AUGCCGAAAAACGGAAGUCUUCCCGCCGACCUAAUAGCGGCCACGCUCUGCCGCCUGCCGGCGAAGUCGCUGCUUCGAUUCCGCUGCCUAUCCAAGUCAUGGUGCUCCGAAAUCGACAGUCCCGCUUUCGCCCAACUCCAUCUCCGCCACUCCGUCAAAACCCCUUCCAAUCUCAGUCUCAUCCUCAGAGACGGCUCUCUCCGUUCUCUGGAUUUCCAGAGUUUGGACGGCCUCGUGAAGCUGAAUCACCCUCUGGAUACUCCGUUCUUCGGAACAGAGAUCCUCGGCUGCUGCAAUGGUUUGCUCGCGCUCUACAAUUCCGAAGAGGAAAUCGUGAUCUGGAACCCUAUCACCCGUGAGCAUCGGAGGCUUCCUGAGACGGAGCUCGAGUACCCUCCGGAGAACAUGUUCUUCGAUUUUAUCGUCUAUGGUUUCGGGUAUGACUCUGUUCACGACGAUUACAAGUUGGUUAGGUUGGUCCAAUUUCCCGGCUUUCGUAAUCGUCCUUGCUUCUCCGUGGCUAAGGUUUACAGUCUUAGGGAAAAUUCGUGGCGGCGGAUUAGGGAUUUCCCUUACGAAAUUGUGUUCAAGAGGUGCCAUGGGGUUCAUGUGAAUAAUGCGCUGCAUUGGGUGGUUUAUAGGAGCGGUGGAUCUGAAGGUGAGAAAUCUAUCGUUGCGUUGGAUCUCUGUAGUGAAGAGUGUCGAGUGAUUGAACAGCCCAAUUAUGGGGGGAGGAAAUUUCACCUGAAUGUGGGAGAACUUGGAGGUUGCCUCGCUGUGACUGCUAAUUACUAUCUCAAGAGAGUUGAUGUGUGGGUGAUGAAGGAAUACGGGGUGAAAGAGUCGUGGGGUAAACUUCUGACGGUGAGACAGCAAGUGAAAAGGCCUACUUUUGAAUUCGUGCUCCCUGUUGCCUAUGUGGGCAAUGGCUCCAUGGUUUUGCUUGUUCAGGAUAGUAACAAGUUUGUUUGCUAUGAUUUGAUAAGUAAGAAGGUGGAUGAGGUCGGAGUUAGCGGUCUGUCAGAUUAUUUUGAAGUAGUAGUCCUGGCGGGGAGUCUUGUGAAGCUUAACAACGGUAAUGAGGCUGCGUCAAAUGAAGCAAACUUGGUUGCAAAUGCAGUCAACUUGGUGGAUAUUGGUGGUGAUGAGGUGGACUGGGUUGAUUUUGGUGAUGAUGAGAUCCUACUCUAG
Messenger RNA from Linum tenue, 1191 nucleotides. The record is from the annotation of a GenBank genome assembly. Lineage: Eukaryota; Viridiplantae; Streptophyta; Magnoliopsida; Malpighiales; Linaceae.